Botrytis sinoallii is the source of this 658-nucleotide messenger RNA. RefSeq lists its product as uncharacterized. Bases 401 to 658 code for a protein of 85 amino acids. The record is from RefSeq and is a predicted model, not a curated record. The transcript is spliced from 3 exons. NCBI's taxonomy places the organism in Eukaryota, Fungi, Ascomycota, Leotiomycetes, Helotiales, Sclerotiniaceae.
AGGGGUUACCCACACUUAGUGGUGUGUUCGGAAGCUCGAACUCCUUUAUUCUUCGAAUGUUCCACGUUCUAGAAAGCUGCUAGUAAAGUAAUCAGGAACAGACACAGUAUCGGUUGCGUUGUGAAAUUGGCCGUCGUUCUCUUUGUUUAACUAUCGUUUAUUGUUACAUUGAAUCAGCUUUAUUUCUUUCAUUCAUUACUCUUUGUUCAAUAUUCUGGUAAGGAAACUUCAACCAGAGCUUGAACCUCUCUCAGACUCUCUUGUCUAGAUUGACAACAAUUACUUCAAUAGCAGUGAGUUCAACAUCAAGGAUCAAACCUUCAAACAUCCUGAAGUCCAAUCGACUUCUUGAUAUCCUAACAAAUUUGACGCAUUUGACUCUCAUCCCACCCACUACAAAAUGACACCCCGUUCCUCUCCCGCUCCCAAUACCAAGUCCGACACCCAAUGGCUGCACGAUCUCGGCUACCCCACCGGUUUCCAAUCCUUCAAACUCGACUACGGCUUCUCACCCGACGACGCACAGGAUCAUCUCGACGCUCUAACUCUCUUCCAUCAAUUCCGCACCGAACAGCAAGAAAUAGAUUCACACACAUACACAAGAACAAAUGUGUCCGUUUAUGCCUUUGGCGAAUCUACCGAUGAAGCAGAGGAGUAG